Molecule: messenger RNA, 1770 nt
Organism: Phalaenopsis equestris
Lineage: Eukaryota; Viridiplantae; Streptophyta; Magnoliopsida; Asparagales; Orchidaceae
Product: L-gulonolactone oxidase 2-like
Exons: 3
Coding region: 1-1770 (589 amino acids)
Cellular component (GO): membrane
Molecular function (GO): FAD binding; D-arabinono-1,4-lactone oxidase activity
Source: RefSeq, a predicted model, not a curated record
AUGCUGGAGCGCAAAUCUAGUUGCGCCCACGCGGCUUUUUGCCUCGCAGCAUUAUCACUUCUUCCGACCAUGCUUUGCAGCCCACCAGCAGACCCCAUAAAGUGCGCAUCCGGCACGACCAACUGCACCAUUACCAACUCGUACGGCACAUAUCCCGACCGCUCCACCUGCACCGCCGCGAGGGCCGUCUUUCCAGCGACGGAGGAUGAGCUCCUUGCUUCAGUCGCCGAAGCCGCACGGACCGGAACUAAGAUGAAGGCGGCGACGCGAUACGCACACAGCAUACCAAAACUGUCCUGCCCAGACGGCGACCACGGCCUCCUCAUAAGCACCAAAAACCUCAACCGCGUCGUGAGCGUCAACGCGUCGGCGUUGCUGCUCACGGUAGAAAGCGGCAUGGUUCUCAGCGAUCUGAUUAAGGCUGCCGGUGACGCCGGUCUCGCUCUGCCUUACUCGCCCUAUUGGGCAGGGGUGACGGUUGGCGGAAUGCUUGGCACCGGAGCGCACGGAAGCUCGUUAUGGGGGAAAGGCAGCGCGGUGCAUGAUUACGUCGUCGGGGUCAGGAUUGUAACGCCGGCAUCGCCGGCACAAGGCUAUGCCAGGGUGCGCUCGCUCGGAGCUGACGAUCCUGAAUUGAAUGCUGUCAAGGUUUCGCUUGGAGUGCUGGGAAUCAUAUCACAGGUCACAUUUAAGCUGCAGCCGGUGUUCAAGCGGUCGGUCACAUAUGAGAAUCGGGGAGACGGAGAUCUUGCGGCGGCCGUGGUGAGCUUCGGGAAACAGUACGAGUUCGCGGACAUUACAUGGUAUCCAGGCACUGGUAGAGCGUUGUACCGGAAGGAUAGUCGUGUUUCCAUAAACGGUAGGGGAGACGGGCUAUACGAUUUCCUGGGCUUUCGUUCAACCCUAGUUGCGGGAUUGGCCAUCGACAGAUCCACUGAGGAUACACUCGAAGCCCUCGGCAACGCUUCCGGCAAGUGCGGCGCCGCGACGGUCGUUAACUCUGCCUUGUCCCUUGCCGCCUAUGGUCUCACCAGCGACGGGCUGGUCUUCAAGGGUUACCCUGUAAUCGGCCUACAGCACCGCAUGCAAGCUUCCGGCAGCUGUUUGACGUCACCAGAGGAUGGCCUUCUCACCUCCUGUCCAUGGGAUCCCCGCAUCAAGGGCAAGUUCUUUUUUCAAACCGCUUUCAGCAUCGCGCUCUCCAAAGUCCAAGACUUCAUCCUCGAAGUCCAAAAGCUCAGAGACCUACACCCCCAAGCGCUCUGCAGCACUGACAUCAACAAUGGCAUCCUAUUGCGCUACGUGAAGGCUUCCUCUGCCUACCUCGGCAAGGACGAGGACGGCGUCGAUUUCGACAUCACUUAUUAUCGCAGCCACGAUCCAUUGAGGCCGAGGCUUUACGAGGACGUGCUGGAGGAGAUUGAGCAGAUGGCGUUGUUCAAGUACGGGGCACUUCCGCACUGGGGGAAGAAUAGGAACAUUGCGUUUGAUGGAGUUAGUGCUAAGUAUUCAGGGAUUGGGGAAUUUAUGAGGGUGAAAAAUGAGUAUGAUCCUGCGGGAUUGUUCUCUGCGGAGUGGACAGAUCAGGUGCUUGGGGUGGAGGGGAAGAAGACGAGUUUGGUGAGAGAUGGCUGCGCUUUGGAAGGGAUCUGCAUUUGCUCUGACGACCGACACUGCGCACCGGAGAGAGGUUAUCUCUGCCGCCCUGGAAAGGUGUACAAGGAUGCCAGAGUGUGUAGCCUCGUAGCCACGAAUGGUUUUAGUGAUUAA